Tupaia belangeri chinensis (Chinese tree shrew) is the source of this 1584-nucleotide messenger RNA. RefSeq names its product doublesex- and mab-3-related transcription factor C1-like. Gene Ontology annotation, biological process: regulation of DNA-templated transcription. The transcript is spliced from 8 exons. Gene Ontology annotation, cellular component: nucleus. Gene Ontology annotation, molecular function: sequence-specific DNA binding. NCBI's taxonomy places the organism in Eukaryota, Metazoa, Chordata, Mammalia, Scandentia, Tupaiidae. The record is from RefSeq and is a predicted model, not a curated record. The coding region runs from base 183 to 1088 and encodes 301 amino acids.
UAUUCCCACCCCUCCGAUCCUUUCCUCGUUUCUUCUCUUCUUUCUCCUGAUCCUCCCAGAAAGCUCAAGCUAAGUUUCUUCUUGCUGAAGAGAAAAAGCAGAAUUAUUCAGGAAGUCGAGGAAGUACAUCAGCGGUACCGGACCAUGUGGCCAUUCUGACCUCUGCUCCUGGUCCUAGAACCAUGGACCCCAAAGAAAUACCUGCCGUACCCUGCUUCCCCUCCAACUCUGAAUACACCACAGUGUUUGAAACCAGAACUCCACAGGGGAUGGAACUGGGCCCCAGAAGAGCUGUAGGUCGCUGUGACCACUGCCAGAACCAUGGCAUCACUACUCAAGUCUGGGGCAACAAGCAUCUUUGCCCCUUCCGGGCCUGCAGAUGUCACACUUGUACCCUCUUCUUGGAACCCUGCAAGGUGUUGCCUGAUGUGAGUACCUUGCAGAAGGAGCAGAAGGCACAGCUAAAGAAGCACCUGACUCAAGGACCGAUAAGGACAGUGGCUGACCCUCCCAAAGCUCAACUCCAUGUGGAGAAUUUGACCACUGGAACAGGAGUUCUCACUAAGAAGGAGAGCUUCGUGCCGCAGCCUGAGGUCCACCCUCCCAAGACCUUCAAGGAGGAGGGCUCUCAAGAGCCUUGGCUACUCAGCCGGCCCCCAGUGUCGUUGCCUGUGCCUUGUACUCCAGUGAUCUGGAAGCAACAACUGAUGGUUUCUCCUCCUGUGGAGCCCUGCUGGCCUCUUGCCCUGCCCGGCAUAUGCUCAACUGUGGUCCUCCAGCCCUGUGCCACCGUCGGCCCUCUUGUAUUCCGGCCACAGGUCCUGGCCGCCGAAGCUGCUGGCCAAGCUUCUGCCCACUCAGAGUGGCAGAGGAAGUUGGAGGCUGCUGAAGCCCUGCUGUCUCUGAAAAACUCUUGCCCAGCCCCUUCCGUUUCCAUCUCCAUGCACCAGCCCUGCAGUCCACCAGCUCUCUGUGAAAAACGUGCCCAGAAAGGAAGGGCUGGAGGAGCUCUGAGGAAGAACCAACCCAUGAGGAGGCAGAGAGGGAAGGCUGAGCAUUUCAGAACCAAAUUGGUGGAAGAGGCAUGAUGUGUGAAAGAAGAAGGAAUCCUGGGGGAACUGCUGGAACAGAAGAGCAUGAGGCUGGAACAGAAGAGGAUGAGACUGGAACAGAAGGGGACUGGGCAAAGGAGGCCCAAUCGGGGGAAAAUGGCAGGUUAGGGUUAGAGGCUAUUCCCAAAAUGGUGGGUGGUUAGGAGCCAGAGAAUGCUUCUGGUCUAGAGAGAAGCAUAUUCAGAUAGUGUGGACUUUACGAAAAGGAUGUAGUGACUGUAAUGGAGGGACUGGGGGAGGCAAUGGUGUUGACAGAGAAACCAGUGAGUAAGAGGCCUGUGCAAUAGUCCAGGUGACAAAUGUUACAUUGGGUAGGACGAAAAAAAAAAAAAAAGAGAGAGAGAGAGAGACAUAGAGAGAGAUAAAGCUGGCUGGGAGGGACUUAUGAAUGUGAAGUGAACUGUCUCAGGCUCCUACCUGCCUGCCUGCAGCUCCUGCUGGAGACAAGAGACUCCAGCUUCCAAAUCCCUCU